CGCGCUGACCUGCGCCCGCGGGCCCCCGGCCCCGAGAACAUGACCACGGCGCAGAACGGCCACGGGCGCGGAGCUGCGGUCCCUGGUUCCAUCUCUGAUCCCAAGGACUCCGGCAUGGGGACCUACCCGGCGUGCCGCAACGGCGGCUGCAGCGGCGGCAGCGCAGGCGCUCGGGAGGCGCGGCUCAGCCCGGCCCGCAUCCUGCGUCUCUUCUCUGCCGGCCCGGGCAGGACGCGCGCCGACCGCGAGCGGCCCCGGCCCGCCGGCCUCGUGGGCAGCUCGUCCACGUGGAACGCCCUGGCUUCCUUCAGGAAAAUGGGCUCUUUCAAAAAACUGAAGUCCUCAGUCCUCCAGGGGAUUCAGAACCGGGAGGGGUGGGAUAUGGUGAAGGAGGGAACCUUGGACCGCGAUCUGGGCAAGUCCGUCCCCAACGGCGCGGCGGCGGGGGCCCCUGCGGGCAAGUGUGCCCCUGGGCCCGGCUUCGCCUCCGACGGCUCGGACCCCGAGGAUCCGGACGACGGCUUCGCGCGUAGUGCCCUCCGGUCGCGGAGCCUCCGGCGUGCCUACGGCCUGGGGCGCAUCCGCCUCCUCGACCCGGAGCCCCCCGGGCCGGUGGCGUGCGAUGCACCGGAGCCCCCAGCACGCGAGCCCGAGCGGAAUGGUGUCUGCCGGCGCAGCAAGAGCACCGACAGCUUGACCUUCCUCGGGAAGAGCUCCUUCCGAAGGAAGUCUGCCUCGCACUUGGCCGAGCUGCGGGGCGCGCGAGAGGGCCGGGUGCCCCGCAGGACGCUGAGCGGCUCGUCCGCCGACUCUGACGGCUCGGGCGGGGGCCCCACGAGGCCCAGGCGCUGGAGGAGCCCGCUGCGGGUGCCGGACCUGGCUCGCGUGCUCCGGCUCGCUGGGGGUGGCACGGCCGGCCGGACUGGGGACCCCGGCAGCACAGCGCCCGGGCCGCGACCGCUCAGCCGGCUGCACGAUGACUACUCCCGCCGCGCGGCUGCCGGCCCCGAGGGGUGCGGACGGGGGCGUGUGGAGCCCCGAGACCCGGGCCUGGUGGGUGCAGGCGGACCGCCCAGGGCAGCGGUCCCAGGAGGUGCCGCUCCUCGCGCCCAGGGCUCUCCGUCCAGCCCACCGGCCCGGGGGAUGUCGGACAGAGACUCCGAUGAACCGGGACCUGGCGACCGGUUUCCCUCCGAGCCUGAGCAUCCUCUCGGGCCUCUGAGGCCCACCACGCCCAAGCCCCCCAGCCCUCGGAGCCCCGAUGCAGCAAGUGCCAAGUGUCCCAGCAGUGUAAGCGCGCUGUCCCUGAGCUCAGCAGACAGCGAGGAAAGGGCCGAGGGGCCCGCCCAGAGGGAGCAAGGUCUCGGGUCCUCCCAGGAGGCCGUGCCAGCCGCCUGUGACCAGGGCAGGGAGGACAGCGGCUCCAGGAGCCACGCUCAGCCCAGCCUUGGAGGGGCGUCUGGUCCAGAAGACAAGACAGAAGAGGUUGUGACCGAGGGGUCCUGGAGGCAGGCUCCCCCACUGGAGGAAGAGAGGACGGAGGCUCAGAGGAUCCCCAGGAAGAGACUGGGGUCUGGGAGGAGGUCGAGGCCCCGACCACUCUCUGACUAUGGCCAGCUGGUCGCCCGAAGUCUGUCUAUCCCAGAAGACUCGAUCGCCGUGGACCCCCAGAAAGAGGACGCUGUGGACAGUGACCACCAGCCCAGCAUGGCCCCGACAGACCCUGCAGACCAGACUCCUGCUGGGGGCUGUCUCCAGGGGGGCCCAAGAAGACGCCCCAUCUCCGUGAUCGGUGGGGUCGGCUUCUAUGGGAGCAGCCAGACGGAGGAGGGGGAAGCCCUCCUGCCCCAACCCGCCGCCCGGCCGCCCGUGCCCGCACACCAGGUGCCGCCCUACAGAGCGGUGUCAGCCCGGCUGCGGCCCUGCGCCUUCUCCCAGAGCACCCCCAUCGGACUGGACCGCGUGGGACGCCGGCGGCACCUGAGAGCGUCCAACGUUUCUUCCGAUGGAGGUGCGGAGCCGUCUGCCCUAGUGGACGACAACGGCAGCGAGGAGGACUUCAGCUACGAGGACCUGUGUCGGGCCAACCCCCGAUACCUGCAGCCGGGUGGGGAGCAGCUGGCCAUCAACGAGCUGAUCGGCGAUGGCAGCGUGGUCUGCGCGGAGGCCCUGUGGGACCACGUGACCAUGGACGAACAGGAGCUGGGCUUCAAGGCGGGGGACGUCAUCCAGGUCCUGGAGGCUUCGCACAAGGACUGGUGGUGGGGCCGCAGCGCAGACAGGGAGGCAUGGUUCCCGGCCAGCUUCGUACGGCUGCGUGUCAACCAGGAGGAGCUGUCGGAGGGCUCCAGCGGCAGCCCCGGCGAAGAGCAGGAGGAGGACGCGGGUAGGGCCCGCCACAAGCACCCCGAGAGCAAGCAGCAGAUGCGGGCCAACGUGGUCCAGGAGAUCAUGGACACUGAGCGCGUGUACAUCAAGCACCUCCGGGACAUCUGCGAGGGCUACAUUAGACAGUGUCGCAAGCACACGGCAAUGUUCUCGGUUGCACAACUGGCCACCAUUUUCGGAAACAUUGAAGACAUUUACAGAUUCCAAAGAAAGUUCUUGAAAGACCUUGAGAAGCAGUACAAUAAAGAGGAACCUCACCUGAGUGAAAUAGGGUCCUGCUUCCUUCAGCACCAAGAGGGCUUCGCCAUCUACUCGGAGUAUUGCAACAACCACCCGGGCGCCUGCGCGGAGCUGGCAGGCCUGAUGCUGCAGCGCCGCUACCGGCACUUCUUCGAGGCCUGCCGGUUGCUCCAGCAGAUGAUCGACAUCGCGCUGGACGGCUUCCUGCUGACGCCCGUGCAGAAGAUCUGCAAGUACCCGCUGCAGCUGGCCGAGCUGCUCAAGUACACCGCGCCGGAGCACAGUGAUUAUGAAAAUAUAAAGGCGGCAUACGAGGCCAUGAAGAAUGUUGCCUGCCUGAUCAAUGAGCGGAAACGCAAGCUGGAAAGCAUAGACAAGAUCGCGCGGUGGCAGGUGUCCAUCGUGGGCUGGGAGGGCCAGGACCUCCUGGAGCGCAGCUCGGAGCUGAUCCACUCCGGGGAGCUGACCAGCGUCACGCGGCAGGGCAGGAGCCAGCAGCGCACCUUCUUCCUGUUCGACCACCAGCUGGUGUUCUGCAAGAAGGACCUGCUGCGCAGGGACGUGCUCUACUACCGCGGCCGCACUGACACAGACGCCGUCGAGCUGGUGGACCUGGAAGACGGCCGCGACGGUGCCCGCGGGCCGGGCCUCAGGAACGCCUUCAGGCUGGCCAGCCGCACGGGCGACGAGGUGCACCUGUUCUGCGCCAGGAAGCCCGAGGACAAGGCACGGUGGCUGCAGGCCUUCAGGGACGAGCGCCAGCGGGUGCAGGAGGACCGGGCGCUGGGAAUGGAAAUUUCAGAAAAUCAGAAGAAACUCGCCAUGUUAAAUGCUCAAAAGGCAGAACACGGAAAGUCAAAAGGCUACGGCGGCUGCCCCACGGCCCCCCCGCUCCAGAGCCUGCGGCCGGUUCACCAGCGCCACGUCACUGUGCCCAGCAGCCUGCCACAGCAGCAGGUGUUCGCCCUGGCCGAGCCCAAGAGGAAGCCGUCGCUCUUCUGGCACACCUUCAACAAGCUCGCCCCCUUCAGGAAGUGAUGGGGCCGGGGCCCAGGGACCCGGUGCUGAGAGGCCUCCCCGGGGCCGCACUCCAGCCGAGGGCAGGACCUGGCCCCGCCUGGGGAAGGAGAGGCCCGGCUGCCCGCUCGGGUUCCGAAGUUACGCUGGGCGGGGCCCCAGGAGCAUCGCUGAUG
Messenger RNA from Budorcas taxicolor (takin), 3821 nucleotides. It is a transcript of the gene SPATA13, whose product is annotated as spermatogenesis associated 13. Bases 40 to 3666 code for a protein of 1208 amino acids. Gene Ontology annotation, biological process: intracellular signal transduction. Gene Ontology annotation, molecular function: guanyl-nucleotide exchange factor activity; protein binding. Lineage: Eukaryota; Metazoa; Chordata; Mammalia; Artiodactyla; Bovidae. The transcript is spliced from 12 exons. The record is from RefSeq and is a predicted model, not a curated record.